Molecule: messenger RNA, 662 nt
Organism: Melanotaenia boesemani (Boeseman's rainbowfish)
Lineage: Eukaryota; Metazoa; Chordata; Actinopteri; Atheriniformes; Melanotaeniidae
Product: protein SPO16 homolog
Exons: 5
Coding region: 74-598 (174 amino acids)
Biological process (GO): reciprocal meiotic recombination; synaptonemal complex assembly
Cellular component (GO): chromosome
Source: RefSeq, a predicted model, not a curated record
GACCAAUGUGGCGUCUACGUCUCGUGCAGUGAAACUUCGCGGACCGAGCGUUUACUACGUCAUAGGUGUUGCUAUGGUAACUGUCAUGGCGGCGCUCAGAGGGACGUCUCCGCAGUGGAAAACGACCAUAAUAGUCAGCUCUGCGCUGCGGAGUCAUGAGACCUGCAGGCAGCUCCGCGCGCAGCCGCACCGGAUCCGCUUUUCGGACAGCAUUGAGUCUGGAGUCUUUGUCUUUCCUCUGUCAGGCACUGCGUUUCUGCUGGUUGGCCCUGAAGACCUCCCAGAGCCUUUUGAAGAGUUUCAGCUCAUUGAACGGAUUAAAAAUUUCCUACAAGUCCACCGGAACUGCUUUCUGCUCCUGCACGACCCCUUUAAUGAUAAGAAGGACGUCCGCGCACUGCUUCAGAGCAGGUUCUUUGGCAGCAGUCUCAGGAUCUUGCCUGUUCACACUUAUCCUGAUUUAGUCAAAGGAAUGCUGACCAUCGCUAAGGCCACCAGUAAGCCACAUGUGGACCGGAUCCGGGACCGGAUGUCUCUGGCCCGGGCUCGAGUCAUAGAGACCAGUCCUAAAUGUGAAAUGCUAAGAAAAAUGUUGUAAAGCAAGUUUUCUUUUCAGUGAUUAAAGCUGCACAAAUCAAAUAAAAAGCAGAGCUGAAACAUGU